AUGGCCACUCUAACUCGGUCCCUCUCGCCCGACAGUCCGAGUGUUGCAGUGAUAGUCCCUCAUAAGCCGUCGGCCUUGUCGGUCUCCUACCAACAGCUUCAUACCCAUGUCGCCAAUUUUCAAGCCAAGCUUGCUGGACUGGGGGUCGGCCAUGGAGCUGCAGUAUCACUGGCUCUCGUUAAUUCCUUUGAAUUCAUAGUCUCUUUCUUGGCUACAUCGUGGCAGCGAGCUAUCGCAGCUCCUCUCAACCCGGCAUACAAGCAGGAUGAGUUUGAAUUCUAUAUUGAUGAUCUCAGCUCGAGCCUGGUGUUGAUUCCACGGGGCUCUUUUGCCCAAGGUGGUCCUGCUGUGCGGGCGGGUAGGAAAUACAAUGCUGCUAUCGCGGAGUGUUACUGGGAUGGGAAGGAGGUUGUACUGGACGUCAAGGAACUGGGCAAACUGGCAGGAAAGGGCAGCAUUGGUAUUCUCGAAGCACAGCCUGAUGAUAUUGCGCUGGUUUUGCACACCAGUGGGACAACUGGUAGACCCAAAGCUGUCCCAUUAACCCAUAAGAACCUUGCCACAACCAUGAAGAAUAUCCGGGAUACAUAUCAGUUAACUCCCGAGGACCGAACGUACUUGGUGAUGCCUCUAUUCCACGUUCAUGGGCUGCUGGCCGGCUUCCUCGCCCCUCUCUUUUCAGGAGGCUCUGUUAUAGUACCUCUCAAGUUCUCUGCCUCGGAGUUCUGGCAAGAUUUCGUGACUCACCAGGCAAACUGGUACACUGCUGUGCCUACAAUCCACCAGAUCCUCCUAAAGACCCCUCUGCCGGACCCCAUCCCCAGGAUCCGCUUCAUCCGCUCAUGCUCGUCACCCCUUUCUCCAAAGACCUUUGAGGAGCUGGAGAGAACUUUCAAGGCCCCCGUUCUGGAAGCGUACGCCAUGACAGAAGCCGCCCACCAGAUGACGAGUAACCCUCUCCCGCCCGGAAAACGCCAACCGGGUAGUGUCGGUAUCGGACAAGGCGUAGAGGUCAAGAUCCUCGAUCACAGUGGCCGGGAAGUGCCUCAGGGCAGAGAGGGGGAGAUUUGCGUCCGUGGUGACAACGUGACCAAGGGGUACCUGAACAACCCGGCUGCCAACAAGUCGUCCUUCACCAAGGACGGUUUCUUCCGCACGGGCGACCAGGGGAAGAAGGACCGCGACGGCUACGUUAUCAUCACCGGCCGCAUCAAGGAGCUCAUCAACAAGGGCGGAGAGAAGAUCAGCCCUAUUGAGCUUGACAACACGCUGUUGUCUCAUCCCCAGGUUGCGGAAGCAGUCUGUUUCGCUAUCCCUGACGAGGGCCACUAUGGAGAGGAUAUUGGAGCCGCGGUCGUGUUGAAGAGUGCCGGCUCUGCAACCGAGGCAGAUCUCAAGGCAUGGGUGACCGGGAAGCUGGCCAAAUUUAAGACCCCGAAGCAGGUCUGGAUAGUCACGCAGAUUCCAAAGACGGCAACGGGGAAGAUCCAGCGUCGCAAGGUAGCAGAGGCGAUGCUCCAGCCCAAGGCAAAGCUGUAG
Messenger RNA from Aspergillus lentulus, 1539 nucleotides. Its product is annotated as acyl--CoA ligase. Gene Ontology annotation, molecular function: medium-chain fatty acid-CoA ligase activity. Gene Ontology annotation, biological process: fatty acid metabolic process. Lineage: Eukaryota; Fungi; Ascomycota; Eurotiomycetes; Eurotiales; Aspergillaceae. The record is from RefSeq and is a predicted model, not a curated record.